GUGUGCUGUGCUGUGUUGAGUAGUUCCAAAGCCGAGUGAGUGAGUGCAGCCGUCGUGCAUCAAUUAGUCUACCCGUAACGGUUGAGUUGGCAGGUUUCCCCGUUCGACAAAACUCCACUCGCGCACCCGUUCGUAGUAGGCGGCGGUCGACGGUGAAUCCCGGGAAAUGUCAGUGAGUAAAGUGUAGCUAUAUUGUGACAUAUCGGACAUAAAAACAAAAACAUUUACGCGGGCAAGAAAAGUGAACCGCAAAAAAUUGAAAUCGAAGCAGGCGGCGGCAAUGGCACCGGACGAAAGCAUGCCCUCAACGGCGGUCGACGAUGCACACACACUGAACGACAGCGAGCGACCUCGCGAUCGGGGUCUCUGGCGAGAUCUAGUAGCCUACUGGUUCCUAGGACUGUGCAACAACUACGGGUACGUAGUGAUGCUGACGGCCGCUCACGAUAUCCUGAAAGAACUGGACGGCGGUGGUGAUCAUCAGCAAGAAACGAAUGUUGACGAUGCCAGACGACCCUGCAACAAACUGUCCACCGGAGCGAUUCUGCUAGCCGACAUUCUACCGGCUCUAUCGGUAAAGUUGAUUGCUUCGUUCCUGCCGCUAUGGAAACAUGCCCGAGUCGCACUCUGUGUCGCUCUAGCCAGUGCUGGAUUCAUCCUGGUAGCGUUCGCUUCGGUUGAGUGGUUACUGUUUCUGGGUGUAAUCUGUACCUCGUUCGGAUCCGGUCUCGGGGAAGCUACGUUCCUUGCAUAUGGCAGCUUUUUCAACAAAAAUGUCAUCUCCACGUGGUCAUCGGGAACUGGAGGAGCGGGAGUUAUCGGGGCCCUGUCGUACACCGGUUUGACAAAAUUGGGGCUUACACCAAAAGCGACCAUGCUAGUUAUGCUAGUGGUUCCGGCCAUCGAAGCCGGUUGUUUCUGGCUGCUAUUGCGACACCGAGAUUCCAGCAUAGCGCCCGACAAUGCCGAGGAAGUUACGAUGAAGGAAGACUACCGGACUCUUCCGGAGGAUGAACGUCCCUUGCUUGACUGGCGGCAAAAGAUCAACUACAUUCCAUCGCUGUUCAUCUACAUGAUCCCGUUGGUGUUGGUCUAUCUAUUCGAGUAUUUCAUCAAUCAGGGAAUGUUCGAACUGGUCUACUUCCCGAACGAAUUCCUGGAUCAAUCGGAACAGUACCGAUGGUACCAAGUGCUGUACCAGGUCGGGGUGUUCGUGUCCCGUUCGUCGGUUAACAUCGUUCACAUCAGGCACGUCUGGAUCAUGGCCGUGCUGCAGCUGGUGAACGUGAUCUAUUUCACGUUCGAAGCCAUCUACAUGUUUACUCCCACCAUCUGGAUCAUCUUCGUGCUGAUACUGUGGGAAGGUCUACUGGGCGGUGGUGGCUACGUAAAUACCUUCUACCGGAUGCAGAUCGAAGUGCCGGAAGCUCGACGCGAGUACGCCAUGAUGAUCACCUCGAUUUCCGACUCCGUCGGAAUAGCGUUGGCAGGGAUUGCUGCGAUUCCUUCGCACAACGCCAUCUGUGAUCUACCGUUGCCGAAUCGGUUGCUAUGAACUUCACAGUCGACAAAAAAAAACAAAAAGUAACGGUGCUAUAGCUUUACUCGUAUGACUAACUUUUGUACUGCGAUGAUGCAAUAAAAUGUUAUGACUGACGAGGGUAAAUUCUCGUAAGACCGGCUCAACAAAGUUGAGUGAAAA
Malaya genurostris is the source of this 1702-nucleotide messenger RNA. RefSeq names its product battenin (gene Cln3). The coding region runs from base 281 to 1555 and encodes 424 amino acids. NCBI's taxonomy places the organism in Eukaryota, Metazoa, Arthropoda, Insecta, Diptera, Culicidae. Gene Ontology annotation, cellular component: lysosome; membrane. The record is from RefSeq and is a predicted model, not a curated record. Gene Ontology annotation, biological process: regulation of intracellular pH; lysosome organization. The transcript is spliced from 5 exons.